UUAAACAUAAAAGUGAUGUCCAACAUUUAAACAAAAAAAAAAAAAAAACAAAAGAAGAAGGAAAACCAAAUUCCAAAUUUACCAAUUUCGAUAUUUUUGGUACACUUUACAAUUUUGGUUGGUGAUUUGUACUUUCAUCUCUCAGCUUUGUCUUUGUCUUAAGUCUUGUGCAGAACAGUUCUAAAACUCAGCUUUUGUCGCUCUCUCUCUCUCUCUCACUCUAUCUAAUAUAACUCUCUGCGAAGCUUCAGUCUUGUUUCGUUUUUGUUGGUAUUCUGAUCUAUGCAACAGCAACAAGGCCAAACGAAAAAGUGAACAAAUCUCUUGAAAUAAAAAAUAAAGUUGAGCAAAAAUUACCAAAAAGAAAAUAACAGUGAAAGAAAAAAAAUUAAAAACCAAAGUUUAAAAUAGAGAGCAGUAGCCAAAGGGAAAAAAUCAAAAGUGGAAGGACACACAAAAAUCAAGAACCCAAAGCUAACACAUUCAGAAUUAAGAAGUUAACAUAAUGUUAAGUUCGCUGGAUGCCUUGGCUAGUAAAAUAUCACCUGGCUCAGGAAAUAGUUCUCCGUCCCAGCAACAGCAGCAGCAGCAACAGCAGCAGCAGCAACAGCAGCAGCAUAAUCAGAUUCAACAGUCAGUGUCACGUUCGAUUCUACGAAGUCCUUUGUGUCAACAGACUGAUAAAAAGUCAGAUAAACAAAACGAGCACGAUUGUCCAGACAGCCAGACAAAUCAGUCAUUACGCUUAAACGGCAAUCACUCACACAGUCAUCAUCAUAGCCAUCAUCACCACCACCAUCAGCACCACAAUAACAAUGGCCUGGACAGCAAUGGCAACAAAUUAUGUCACAUCGCUCACAAUUCCAUACAUCCUUAUCAGAAACGAGCAGGUUCGCCCUGCAAUGGUACCACCUCACAUCACUCGCACCAUAAUCACCUGCUGCAACAGUCUAGAUUGGCAAACUACCUAUCCCAUCAAUCGUCAUCGUCUUCACCCCCAACCACACCAUUGCCACUCUCCUCAUUAUCGCCGCAAGAAUGCCCGCAACAAAGACAGCAGCAACAUGAGCUCUUUCAGCAGCAGUUGCAGCAGCAACAACAGCGUCUGCUUAAACAGCAGCAAUCAGCAGUUGCAUCACCUCCCCUAUCACCAACGACGCCGACAUCACAACCGUACGAUGAAAAUGAUUCCCAAAACGAUUUUGGCAGUUGUCUGAAGGAAAAUGCAUUUGGCAUGAGUGAUAAAAGCAGUACAACCAACAGCCUACCGAAUAGUCCCAUUCACAACAACAACAAUAACUCGUCGUUGCUGAAUAAAAACAAUGGUGUGCCCGGACUGUGUAGCAACAACAAUAAUGCGAAUGCCAUCAACAAUAACAACAACAAUACAUGCAGUACAAAUCGCAAUCUGAUGGCAUUGGAUGGCAGUGAAUCGUGCUUUCGCAUGGACACUGAUACCCCAUUCCUACGGGAAGAGCCCGAUCCAGACAACAUUAAAAUGUUUGUUGGCCAGGUGCCAAAGUCUAUGGACGAGGCUCAAUUGCGUGCCAUGUUCGAGGAAUACGGUGCUGUGCAUUCAAUAAAUGUUUUGCGCGACAAAGCCACCGGAAUCAGUAAAGGUUGUUGUUUUGUGACAUUUUAUACCCGCCGUGCUGCCUUAAAAGCCCAAGAUGCCCUGCACAAUGUGAAAACCUUAAAUGGGAUGUAUCAUCCUAUUCAAAUGAAACCCGCCGACAGUGAAAAUCGUAAUGAACGUAAACUUUUCAUUGGUAUGCUAAAUAAGAAACUGAACGAGAACGACGUCAGAAAAUUAUUUGAAGUGCACGGAGCUAUUGAAGAGUGUACGGUUUUGCGUGAUCAAAACGGCCAGAGUAAAGGGUGUGCCUUUGUCACCUACGCCACAAAGCAUUCGGCGAUAUCAGCGAUAAAAGUAACACUAAAUCAAAACAAAACCAUGGAAGGCUGCACCUCGCCAUUAGUGGUGAAGUUCGCCGAUACCCAAAAGGAAAAGGAACAAAAGAAAAUCCAACAAAUCCAAGCGAAUCUGUGGAACUUGGCGACGAACAUGAAUAUACCCCUGGGACAGACUGCGACAACGGUCUCGACGCCUACCAUCAUGCCCAGCACCCCCCAACAGGCCAGUCCGGUAUUGGGAGCCGAUGCCAUAACUCCCGCCUCAUUGCAGCUGUUGCAACAAUUGCAGGCAGUGGGCUUGCAACAGCAACUAUUGCAAGGUCUGGGAGCACAAACAAAUACGGCGGAUAGUACUGCGGCCACAGCAGCAGCGGCUGCCGCCGGUCUUCUACCUCCGAUGACUGUACAAAACUUAGCUGCUCUGGCAGCUAUGACUCAAUCGUCGUUGACGAACACGGCCACCAAUCCGGGAAAUGCUCAACUGACAAAUACAGCCGCCUUAUUGUGUCUAUUAGGAAAAUCUGCCAAUACAGCGAGACAAAGGAAGGUGCGAUCGUUAAAAUCUGAAUCAGCCGAUCAAACAAACAAUCGGAUAAGCUUUGUGGACUUGACGAAUAGGACGGAUCCCAAUAAUUUUGCUUCGGCCUAUAUGUCAACGGCGGCUGGUUUACCACAAUUUGGUAGUACCGCCUUGACAACUUCACCUUUAGCCAGUGUUGCCUUAAGUUCAGCAGCAGCUGCUGCAGCUGGAAAACAAAUUGAGGGUCCUGAAGGCUGUAAUCUUUUCAUAUAUCAUUUGCCACAGGAAUUCACUGACACAGAUUUGGCCUCGACUUUCCUGCCAUUUGGAAAUGUCAUUUCCGCCAAAGUUUUCAUCGACAAGCAGACAAACUUAUCCAAGUGCUUUGGUUUCGUAUCAUUUGACAAUCCCGAAUCGGCGCAGGUAGCCAUACGAGCAAUGAAUGGAUUUCAAGUGGGCACCAAACGCUUAAAAGUCCAAUUGAAAAAGCCCAAAGAUGCUUCUAAACCAUACUAGAGAAGAGAGAACAGAAACCAACCAUACAAAGAAACGUACACAAAAAAAAAACCACCCCCAUACAUAGAUAUGCACACAAAAGCAGGAAGAAAAGGAUUACCAUGAGAUUUGUAAACAGGAUGAAGUCAGCCAGCCAGCCAGCCGGCCAGAUAAACUCUAAGAAAGCAGAAAAUGACAAAACAGAAGGCCAUCAGCAAGGAAUGAAGUAGAGGAAGAGAGAGCUUUUAAGGACAUUUAAUGGUAAUUACCUUUAAGAACAUUUUAAAGUAAAUCGUUAUCCUUUAAAGGGCUUGAAGGAGAGCAGCUAAUCUUUGGUUAUUGCCUUAAAUUCUAUGCUUGGCAGCCUAUUUUGUUUAAUUUAAUUUCUUGUAAGCCUUUUAUUCUUGCUUUUGAGUUUUAUGAAGAAAAACAAAUGUCCCUACAUUUUAGAAUUUUACUUAUCACAAACGAGGGAGGGCAAACUAACUCCCUCAUAUAAUCGUUAAACGUUUUGAAUUGAAUAUUUUAUGUUUUUUGAUGAAUUUUUUAAAGAAAAAUAUAUACUAGAAUGUAGUAAACCUUAAACUAGAAUGUAGUAAACCUUGAACUAGAAUGUAGUAAAGCUUUUUCAUAGCUUUUAGUUUUGUGUGUUUACAAAGCAACCACAACCACACUUUACCACACCAAGAAUAUGAUAACAAAAAUACUUGUAGUUAAGUUUUACGUUUGAUUGUUUAAUGAAAUUUUUCUCAGCCUUAGAAGUUUUUUAACACAAAAAACAAAAAUUGGUAAAAAAUUAUUUUUCCUCUCUUAAUAAUCAUUUAAGGAAAAACAAAAACACUUUGUGUUUUUCAAAAGCCACAUAGGAUUUGUGAAAAUAUAUGAAAAUUUGAAAUAUUAUGUUGCAUAUACAUGGAGUCAUCUACGUUAAGUGUAUCUAGAGAAUUGUGUUAUACUGUUCACUGUAUACUUAUGAAACUGUUAUACUUAAUAUGUUCUGAGUUUUAUGCACCACACAAGCACUAAUCACACUUAAACAUACAACAAAAAAUUGUAUGAAUAUUAUUCGCAAAAUCUUUAAAAACAAAACGUAAAUAAUUUUUGUAAAGAUCAACGAAAAAUUUAAAUGAUUUUAUGCUCGAUUUUUGUAAAAAAAAAAAAAAUUUAUCAACUUAAUGUGGCCAUAAGUGUUUGCUAAGUUUUAAGUGAAGUGAAUUGAAAUAAUGUUAAAAGACCCAAUGAAAUUUAUGUUAAUUUUUUUUUUUAAAGCAGCAGACUAUUGCUAAGCAAUGAGACAAUUUUUUAUUGAAGUACUAAGUCAUUUUUUAUAAGAAAAUGAAAAAAAAAAUUGCUUGCAAAGUUGUUCAACUCUCGUCUUUGUUUUUUGUUAUAAAUAUCCGAAAAAUAGACGGCAGACAAUUAUAAUACAAAAAAAAUAUUAAAAACAAAAACAUUAAAAAACUAUGUUAAAAGUCAUUUUUUUAUUAUUUCUAACUUUUUUUUUUUUGUAUUUUUUAUUACCAUUGUUUUUUUUUUUUUUUUUGUUACUCAAAAACUUGUUUAAUAAUAUUCUCUUUUUAAAUUGUUUACAUUUUUAGCUGUUUAUUUUUAUUUUUUUAAUUAAUUACUUUUUCUUUAUAUAUUUCGUAAAAACUGUUAAAUGCUUUCCUUUUUUUGAAUUCAUUAUUUAUAAAUUAAAAUGCCAUACCUUAUCACUCAAAAACCCCACACAUACACUGAAUUACACAACACUUACUUUUUCGCUUUAUAUUUGUAUUGUUUAUAUAUCGUUACAUAUAUAUAUAUCUAUCUAUCAUUUGCUGAAAUAUUUAAAUAAAGCUUUGUUUUUUGUUCCUUUGCUA
This is a messenger RNA of Stomoxys calcitrans (stable fly), 4791 nucleotides long. RefSeq names its product CUGBP Elav-like family member 2. Gene Ontology annotation, biological process: regulation of alternative mRNA splicing, via spliceosome; mRNA splice site recognition. Lineage: Eukaryota; Metazoa; Arthropoda; Insecta; Diptera; Muscidae. The transcript is spliced from 12 exons. The record is from RefSeq and is a predicted model, not a curated record. Gene Ontology annotation, molecular function: mRNA 3'-UTR binding. Bases 506 to 2950 code for a protein of 814 amino acids. Gene Ontology annotation, cellular component: ribonucleoprotein complex; nucleus; cytoplasm.